Molecule: messenger RNA, 1272 nt
Organism: Manduca sexta (tobacco hornworm)
Lineage: Eukaryota; Metazoa; Arthropoda; Insecta; Lepidoptera; Sphingidae
Exons: 3
Coding region: 1-837 (278 amino acids)
Source: RefSeq, a predicted model, not a curated record
AUGAGGCGGGUUUUCCUCGUUUGUCUUAAGUAUUUUUUGCUAGCGGACGGAGGAUGUAAGCAGUUGCAACUUUACCAUUGUGACAGACGGACUGAGACACUCAGAAUGGAUAUAUCAUUGUCAAUGUUCAUCCUGCUGAUCUCAGCAACAUUGGUGCUAGGUCAACGACCUUUCUUCGCGGGGACCAAACCGAUCGGUUACCCUGAAACUCCGAACAUCACCGAUUCGCUUGGCGACAGAUUCGGUGAAGUCGAUGGCACGACUCCUAGACUGCCCGUCGAAGCGCACGGCGACUUAGCCUUUAUAGACAGGCUCAGCAAACUACCGGUGGACAAGCAGCCCUUCUGGUUCAUCAACUGGCAAGCAUACGAAGCCCAUAGACAAAAUCCUCAAACCUACCCUCAGAGACCCAGUUCAUUUAACGAUCCCAUUCCAACCACAAAUAAUGCUAAUUCUGGAGCUGUGAAUUCCAAUUCCGUGCCUAUAUCCAAUUCUGAUACUAAUGCCAAUAGAUUUGGAGAACCUGAUUCGAACGUGAAGCCCGUUGUAGCAUCUACUAAUAACGAUAAAAAUGUGGAAAGUAAACCUGAUUCUGAACCGAAACCAGUAGCUACAGUUAAUAACGAUAAAAAGAAGAGAGUUCUAAAGAGAAACCUGCUGUACCCAAUUCCGAUUCAACAAAUUCUAAUAAUGAUUCAUCCACUUCCAAAUCUGAUUCAACUACUUCCAAAUCUGAUUCAUCUACUUCCAAAUCUGAUUCAACUACUUCCAAAUCUGAUUCAACUACUUCCAAAUCUGAUUCAUCCAAUUCCAAAUCAGAGCCAGAAAAGAAAGUAGAGGAAGUAGCGCCACUUCUACCCAGCCCAAUAGAGCCAGAACCAGCACCUAUUGAUGGAUUGAAGUUGAAAGAAGAUACGAGCGCUGAGAAAAAGUUUCGCUAUUUUAGAAGGCCUUGAAGUCAAUAAAUUUUAAAAAUAUCUAGAUUUCAAUAUCUCAUUUCGCAGAUUUAACUAUGUAUAUUUUUUAAAUAUGCGAAAUAGAGAAAAAUACAACAGUGUAUUGGAAUCUUGGUGCAAAUUUUAAGAAUCACAAACUAACUGGAUAGCCUAUAUUGUUUUUUAUUUGUGUCGCAUUAGGUCUAAACAUAGGCUGUGAUGAAAUGCCGCGUUUUGAGACUUAUUAUUAUAAAACUAUUAGGUUAAGUAAAACACAUUGUGAAAUUAAUAAAACACAUUAUAUUGACUUUUUAAAUAAAUAAAACUUAAUUACUAA